AUGAUAAAAAAAUAACUAUUGUAAAUUGGUUCAGCAGAUUCCUUUUUCAAUAAUCAUACAUCCUUAUAUUCAUUCCAUUCAAUUAACCCUUUUAUUCCAUAGUAUGAAGGAGAGUUUUAAAUCAAUUAUUAGAACAGAUUAGCAAUCAAAAUUUUGGCAAUAGGGUAAAAUUUCAUUAAAUUUGAUGAUAAUGUAUUAAAAUUAUUUAGUUGAUAGAAAUUUAUCAAUUUAAAGAAUGUUUGCAUGUAAAAAAUAUAUCAUCCAAAAACAGGACUAUUUGGAAUUAAACUCUCAAAAAAUGGAGUUUGUUUAGAUAUCUUUGGUUUAUCUGAUUAGUUGAUUGAAAUUAUGAAGAAGUAUACAAUACAGUUUGAUUUUGUAUUAAAGUAUUAACUAUUAAAUAAACUUGGAGAAGGAUAUUCAACAAUUGUAUAUCUUAUUAUAAAUAUUAGGUAUUUAGAGCUAGAAAUAAAUAAAAUAGAUAAGAGUAUGCAGUUAAAGUAUUUGAUAAAAAGAGACUUCUUAUAAAUAAUUUUGAAGCUAAAAAGUUCAUGAAAGAAUUAAAAAUAAUUAGAUGUUUGGAUAAUCAUAAUUUACUGAAGUUUUAAGAAAUUUAUGAAAGUAAUAAUCAUAUUUAUGUAAUAUUGGAAUUAUUAAGAGGUGAAAAACUUUCAUCAAUUGUUAAAAAACAACAUAAUUUAACAGAAUAAGAAAUUUUGACAAUAAUGAAACCUCUAUUUAAAGCUGUUCAAUAUUUGCAUGAUCAAAAUAUUUAUCAUAGAUAAAUUUGUAUUUAAAGCAUAAUAUUUAAAAAUAAAAAUGAUUUAUCGGAACCAUGCUUAAUAGAUUUUAAUUAAGCAGAAUAAAUACUUAAAGGAGAUUAAGAGGAUGAGUUCAAUAUAUUAGUAAAUCCAGAGAAACAAAUUUAGUUUAAUAUCAAAUUUGAUGUAGUAUCUUUAGGAAUAGUGAUGUACAAUUUAUUAACAGGGAGUUUGUAUGAAACAAAUUAAGUUAUAAAUGAUGCGAUGAUGUGUGAAUUUAGAGGAGUCUUAAAUUUAUAAUUUAUUGAUCCUCCAUUAUCGGAUCUAUGUUUUGAUUUUAUAAACACAAUCUUCAACCAAGGUUCCAAAUUAAAAACUUGUAAGUAAUUAUUGGCUCAUCCUAUUUUUGAUUAAGAAAAUUAGAAAACAUCUAAAAAUUUAGGAAUUCAUUUAAUUGGAAUUUUAGAUUAAAAUUCAAGUAGAUUUCAGAUAAAUUCUAAAUAAUCUCAAAGAUCUCCUAAGACAAUUAAAGUUGUUUCUCUAAAAAAAGGAUUCAAUUUCUUGUCUAAAAGUCCUUAAGAAAAAUCUAAUGCAAAUAGUGAUUACUUUGAACCUCCAAAAUCUCAUUUAAUGUUCAGAAGAGGCAGUAGAUAAAAAAGAACAUUGAAUUUUUAAUAAUAAUAAUGA
Paramecium sonneborni is the source of this 1448-nucleotide messenger RNA. Lineage: Eukaryota; Ciliophora; Oligohymenophorea; Peniculida; Parameciidae. The record is from the annotation of a GenBank genome assembly.